AUGUUCGAUAUUAGUUUGAUCAUUCUCACGGGAGCGUUGUCCGUACUGUUAUAUGUUGUUGUGAAAAGCCGAGCCAAUAAAGCUAAGUCAUCAAACCAUCGACAUGGCUACAAGCAUCCUGCUACUUAUCCUCACCUCGAUCCGUUCUUUGGACUCGACCUAAAGCUGCAAGAAAUCAGACAGUCUUUGAGAAAUCAAGGUAUUCCCUUUAUGUCAAACCUUCACAAAAAGUACGGAAAAACAAUCGAGGUGAACAACUUGGGUGCGUUGGAUCUACGAACCGUUGAUUCAGAAAAUCUUCAGACUGCCUGGUCUAUCAACAAUUCCGACUGGGGUUACCAACCUUACAGAUUACCCGUGAUGGGACCUUUCUGUGGGCGUGGGUUCAUUACCACCGACAAUGAGUCGUGGCAGAAAGCUAGAGUGCUUCUUCGACCCACGUUUAGCAAAGCGAAUAUCUCAGAUCUAAAACCGUUCAUAACUUCAGCAGAGGAGUUCUUCAAGGGCAUUCCGGAAGAUGGUCACACAACAGUAGAUCUACAACCUGCCCUAGCAAGUCUCUUCGUAGGUACCUCUAUGAAGUUCAUAUUGGGAAUUGCUCCCAGAUCCGGCACCGAUGGAAGACCGAGUGAAGUCACAGCUUUCCUGAAAGCGUUCCAAAAAUCGUUCCUUGGCAUGGGACUCUCAUUUAUGCUAGGUCCCAUACAAUUUCUCAUUCCGAAGUCAAUGAAAUCAGAGGCCUAUAAGCAAGUUCAAGAAUAUCUUGACUCGCUCAUCGAAACAGAAAUAAAUAACGCACAAAACGCUUCGAAAAUCCAAUCAAACGAGUUGAAUCAAAAAAGUCUUCUUCAAGGCCUUGUCAAAGAGACUGAUGAUCGUAUCAAGAUUCGUGACAAUGCACUACAGGGAAUGAUGGCUGUUCAGGACACAACACCUGUUCUCCUCAGUAACACGUUAUUUCUUCUCUCGCGCAACCCAAAGAUAUAUGACAGACUACGGGAUGAAGUGCAAUCAUUGGAUCUCGAAUCGUCACUGCAUUUGUACGAUAAACUACGCGAUCUUAGCUUUCUCCACAAUAUAAUUCAUGAAUCUCUUCGUCUCUAUCCAAUCUUUCCAACCCUUGCUCGUAUCUCAUUGACAGAUACUACUCUACCAAGAGGAGGAGGGAAAGAUGGCGAAUCGCCCAUCUAUGUACCCAAAGACACAAAGCUAUAUGCAAACUUUUACGGCUUACAUCGUGUUGAAUCGGUGUUUGGUCAUGACAUCGAAUCCUUCAACCCGGAUAGAUGGUACUCUAUCAAACCUAGCCCUUGGGAAUAUAUGCCUUUCGGAGGAGGGCCACGUGCCUGUGUGGGUCAGCAUAAGGCAUUAGCAGAGGCAUCGUACACGCUAGCAAAGUUCGCGCAGCAGUAUAAGAAAAUAGAGAGUCGAGAUGCAAGAGACUGGGCUGGUCAGCGGAAGUUGUCAUAUCCUACUGUCGAAGAGCAGCAUUCCCUUGCUCCAUACCAAACCAAAAAUAUCCAAACCAAACCACACAACACAAAACAAACCUCCCCACCAACCAUGCCCCGCACCUCGCAACCCGUCUUCUUCUUCUUCCUCGCCACUAUCACUAUCCUCCUCAUACUCUCCAUACAAGUGCAAGCACAAACUACCACCGGCCGUCCAUUUCCCAGCAUGCACGCCAACGGAACCUUCAACAACACCAGCACACGACACAACCCAUCCAAAACCAGCGUGGGUACCACGAGCUUCACGAUCACGGACUCGGGCGGAUUCGCAACGGGAACUAGUUUUAAUAGAGCGGGGGAAAGUAAGAUGACGCCGCGUUUGGCGGUGGGAGGUGGAGGAAAGCGACAACGUAAUGUGGAAGAUCGUCGGGUCGUGGGCAUGGAAUUGAAACUGGGAUUGGAAUUGGAAGAUCAAGAAUAG
This is a messenger RNA of Sclerotinia borealis F-4128, 1932 nucleotides long. The record is from the annotation of a GenBank genome assembly. NCBI's taxonomy places the organism in Eukaryota, Fungi, Ascomycota, Leotiomycetes, Helotiales, Sclerotiniaceae.